CUUUGGGCUCUCGGAAGUCUAGAGCAGACGAUCGAUGUUUGGAGCCUCUAACUGGGGAUUAUCUGUGAUUUGUAUUCAUUGUGCACCCACGUUAUCACAAAAUGGAAUAAUAGUAGAUAAGAAACUAUGUGCAAUGUAGUUAACAAGGAAGUUAUUUAGAAAUACCAGUUUACGUUGGACUUUAAAUCAUCACUAAUUAACUACUUACAAAUACAGAUUUGUGUUUUUCCUUCAUUCUUCAGCAGGAUUAAAAUAACAUUUUUUAAAGAAUUUUGAAGUCUGAUAUUUCAUAACGCUGACAGGGUAAGACAAUGAGGAGAGAAGCAGACGUAUGAAGCACUUCUCCUAUCCCAGGUGACUUUCAACAGGAUGUCCUACGAAAUCUUCACUGACCCAGAUCCUGAGGAGGAUGGUUUACAGUAUGAACAUGGAGAGCUGACUCUGAAGCAGAUAGUCAACCAAUUUCCUUUACCGGCAGUGAUACAGAGUGACCUGGGCUUCCUGAAAGAGAGGCGACUAGAUCUGUCCCAGCCUCUAUAUGCCUACUGCACGAGGUCAAUCAAUAAAGUCAGCGCCAGGAGCGUGCAGUGGGUUAACAAUGACCCCCAUAAGUUCCACCUGGUGGGGGAAGAUUUGCUCAUCCCAGAAGACUAUACGGGAUGGUUCACUGUUGUCAAACAAAAGACCAGAAAGUCAUCCUUGCCCUACAGACGUGUCUCAGAGAUGAUUCAAUCCAACAUGAGUACAUUCCUAGUGGCGGGGAUAACUCCAAUCAAGGCUUAUUUCAUGACCUGCAGAAACAAAACCUACAAACAUACGCCUCAUCAGCUGUUAACUGGGGACAUCAUUCGCAAAGGCAACAACCAGAUUUUAAAAGAGGGCUCCCAGGCGUUGGAAGCCCUUUACCAGCAGCACAUCGAGUGCAUGGGCGUGACCUUUGCACUCUUCCAUGACGAGAAGGACAGGAGCGUCUUGUUGCGCACCCAGCAGAACGGCGUGUUUUAUCCCAUCUAUCAGGAAGGUGUAGCAAUGACAGAGGAGAGAACUCUAGCAAUGCAAUUCGCUGAUUUAAUUAUGCUCUAUCCACCUCCUGUGAUGGUCAAGCUACUCCACGGUUGGGUGCCAGCCACACAGUGUGGCUUCACGGGAACGCUGUACCUGAUCAACAAAGAUGUGGAGACCACUGUGGUCGCUUCCACAUUCAUCAGAGAAAACGUGGUCAGUUUGGAGAUUCCUUUAGAAUCAGACAUCAAGUUUAAAGUGGCUAAAACAAGUACAGAACUUAAGAGCAGCCGACACUGGGGUAAAGCUUUCAGACACUGCCUGGCCAACGCGCCAAGUUACACAAAGGCAAUAAAGGUCAUUGGCCCUGAGAGCUCUGUGGAUAUUGAUGAAGGUAGCCUGGAUGUUGAAGACUGUAAUCUACCAGAAGAGCAAGCCAGCUACGGACAGAAGAUAUCUUCCUAUACAAUGAUCAAAGAAGGGUCAAAAAUUGAGCCCGUCCAGCUUCGCAAGCCUCAGUCUGAUCCCGUAAGCCGUCCAUCUCGACUGUCCACGGUGAGCUGUCUGUCCAGACGUGUGGGGGUCUACGCCAUGGACCAAAGCUUCAGCCACAGGAACCUUACCAUUCGGAGAAUGGCGCGCAAAAAUGCUUUUAAAUUAGGAAAGAUGAAACAGCAGCUUCCAGUAACACAACCAUUUCCUAAGACGUCCAAGUAUAUAUUGAAUCCUAUCCCUUGCAAAACUCCUGCGGAAACUAACUGCUCCACAAUGGAUGAAAAUACUAAUCCCAAAACUUUUUAUAAUGCGAUAAACGUAAUUUCAAUUGAUGACCAUAGCUCUGACAGCAAUACGGUUGCAGUGUCAGCAACCAUCGGAAGACCAGUUUAUCCUAACGAAAGCGGCAACCAAUACCCAUCGGAUAACCGAAAUCCAGUUAAUUUCCCUGAACCAGGAAGUCACUCUGAAACAUCAUCGACCAGUUACGAAGAAAUAGAUUCCGUCAAGGUAAACCCCCAACAGAAAAGAAGGAGCGCAGUCUUCCACUUGCUACAAGGCAAAGAAGGCAUCAUCACCAUCAGCCCUCGCACAUACAUGGACGAGAUCCAGGACGAGGGUUACGGCGAGAGUGACACGGACGACAGCAACACGAACCUCUUCCUCUUUCACGGCUCCAUCCAGAGUCAGGAGGACAACGAGUACAUCACUCCUUCCGACAGCCUUUCCGUAAGCGAUGACUACGACAUCCUAGUACCUAAUCCACCACCCAGACCGCCAUUCGGAAAGGGCUGCUACAACCGCGGGAUGCUGAUAGAAGAGCUCAAAAAGUCCAUCCCUAUUAACACAACGGUAGAGCUAGCUCUGAAUAGCCUGACAAUGGCUGAGUUUACAACGCUCCUCUGGCAUCCGAUGGAAGAGAUGGACAAACUUUUAAUGGCUCUUAUUCCAAAAGUUGGAGAACUGAAUUUACAACACAUUGUGCUUUAUUUUCAAUCAAUUCGCACAAAAGUUCGGAUCUUGACAGAACUAUAGAUCAUUAUCAUCAUUAAGUUUUCUAUCAGAUUUAUUAUACGUUUGGUAUUGAAAUGUACACAUCCCUCAGUUACUCAAACGUUUUCUAGAACUUUGCAUUUACAUUUGUCUUAGACCACAGUUUUACCAGGGAGAAAGGGGGUGAGCGGGUUGUAAAGCGCUUGGCUUCCGAACAAGAGAAGUCUGAGUUCUGAAUCACGAUGAACUGGGAUCUGAAUGUUUAUGUAAGAAAAUGUGUUUGGUAGUUGUGCUGUUCACUUGACGCUCUUGUUUACCGUCGGACAUAGAAACAGAUGAUCUUUCAUUAUCUGCUCCCUGAAUAAAUGGCUGCCUGGUUUGCGCGCUGGACUGUCGUUCAGACUUAUCGAUGGUCCCGGGUUCAAACCCUGCCCACUCCCAUCCCCCGUCGUCCUGCAAGUAAUCAUCUUCAACUCUGAAGGAACAUCCGAAACAUGUAAAACAAUUUACGAUACUUGUAGUUGCUGUCUGAUACAAAUUCUUUAACUUUAUAUAUAAAGUUUGACCAUGUUGUAACAUCAAUGAUGUUUUACAGUAAGUUACAACCACAAUACAUUCUGCGUAGUAUUUGAUUUUAAGUGUAUUUUGUAAACAUCGCGUUCAAAAUGUUGAGUUUCUCUAAAACUGAUCUUUCCGCUCUACUGAUAACAUAGUCAACAAGUGCUACGAUUUCAGAAUGCUUGUUUCAGAAUCACCAUAAAAUAGGACGAUACUUUUUUAUUUUAAAUUAAGUUUUUGUUUAUUGAAACAUACAGAAAUCAAAAACCAAAAUGAAUUUCUAGCACUAUUACAACGUCACACAUUUUCAGGGUACAGCUCGUCGUCAUGGCGGCUUUGGGAAAGAUAAACAAAAAAGACAGUUUUAUGGAAAUGUUUGUAUCUAUUGUUUUGUAUUGUUAUUGCUUUGUUCUAAUUAUAUAUUUUUUUUAUUACUCAUUUGGGUAACAGUGUAUUCUAUAAAUAUUAUGUUUAAUUCAAUUUUUAUAUACACACCUGUGUUAUACACACAUUAAAAAAAAGUAUUUAUGUUUGUUUAAUUCAUUCCUUUUUUACUCUAUUUUGUAAUUAUUUCCUCUCCUGAUAUCUACUGACAGCUCAAUGAUAUUGGAAUUAUUUCUAGUGUUUAGCAAAGACUAACAUGUUAACGGGUUCUCGUCCAGGCCUUACAACACGGCCAAGCAGUCAACAUUAUCCAGAAAUUGUGUAUAGCUCAUGAUCAUUUCCAAUGUUUAUUAGGGCCGCAUUUCAUGAAAUAUAACUUCGUUGUAGCCAAUCUAGGAGCAUACGUAAGUAAAACAGAACGAGACCAGUUUUGAAUGGCCAUCACAAAGAAAGAAGACCUCAGACUUAAGAAGAUCUCAGACUUUAUUAGACCUCAGACUUAAGAAGACCUCAGACUUAAGAAGACAUCAGACUUAAGAAGACCUCAGACUUAAGAAGACCUCAGACUUAAGAAGACCUCAGACUUACGAAGACCUCAGACUUCUGACCACAUGUAAAUACGAUAUUGUAAGUUCUUAAUCAUUUAUUUCAUUUGUUUGUCCAUUUGUUUGUCCAUUGUUUCCUGUUGCAGAGACGUGAAAGUCCUCAAUCAUCUCACAGACGUUCACCUCCCACACGAAGGAAGACCAUGUACUUGCAAUGAUUUUAUCUUAUCUUAUAGAUUACAGACAUUACUUCCAAGAGAAGAGCAUUACGUCCUACGCUUGUCACGUGUCAACCUAGUCAUGAAUGUUAAUCAGUGACUUAAAACUCUGUUAAGUCAUUGUUUCUCCUGGCUAAUUCAGGAAACCCAUUCCAUUCUUUAAUGGCAAUAGAAAAGAAGGAGCACUUGUACUAAUUUGUCCCAGCAUAUAGAAUAAGAAAUGUUCCUCCUGAGAUUCUAUCAGUUUCUGUUAUUCUAUUUGCAAAGUAAGGCUAAGUGUUUAUGUUUUAUUGCUGCUUUAAUUUUUUUACUGACUGCUAUACGAUUGGCAUUGGUUCAAUGUCAAUGUCUUAAGUUAUUAUGGAAGCCUAAAGCUCAGCGACAUACACUAGAGUUAUACAUCACGUCAUUGUUUGAAAGUUCAUGUAUUGUAUGCCAGUCAAAUACUCUGCUUGAAGUCAGUCCCAGCUAAUGCCUAGGGAAAUUGGGUGAAGGUAUGUCAUCCUGUUGAUGUCUGGCAGAGUGAUUUAGGCCAGUGUUCAGAUCACUUCAGGGGCCAUGAAGUUUAACCCAUUCUAAGUUACAGUAUUGCAAUCAUGAACUCAAUCAGUCUGUUAUGGAGAUUGCGAGUUCAGUGUGAAGUUUCCAGUUAAUUUGCCUAUUACGAUUGCUUUUGUAAACUUUGUUGACCGUAAAAAUUGAAAUGUUUCAAACUCUUACAUUAUAUUGCUUCGCAAUCUUUGUAUAUUUAUCAUUAUCUUAUUAUACUUAUGGAAACAAUACUGUUUAUGUAUCAAGAAAAAAAGCGAAAUUAUAAAACGAUGUAAACUUUAUUCUAGUUGUAUGUGUUGUGUAAAAUACUAUUUAAUAACUGUUACUCUUAUAGUGUCAAUAAUGUGUUUCACUAAAUACUAAAGACUAAUGAGAUAAGGAUAGAAAUAAAAAUAAAACUAGAUCUAAUAAAAUU
Biomphalaria glabrata is the source of this 5162-nucleotide messenger RNA. RefSeq lists its product as uncharacterized. The transcript is spliced from 8 exons. NCBI's taxonomy places the organism in Eukaryota, Metazoa, Mollusca, Gastropoda, Planorbidae. The record is from RefSeq and is a predicted model, not a curated record. Bases 370 to 2532 code for a protein of 720 amino acids.